This is a messenger RNA of Eleginops maclovinus (Patagonian blennie), 2364 nucleotides long. Its product is annotated as protein NipSnap homolog 2-like. NCBI's taxonomy places the organism in Eukaryota, Metazoa, Chordata, Actinopteri, Perciformes, Eleginopidae. Gene Ontology annotation, cellular component: mitochondrion. The transcript has 10 exons. The coding region runs from base 327 to 1175 and encodes 282 amino acids. The record is from RefSeq and is a predicted model, not a curated record.
GUUCCAGAAUUUGAAAAAAAGUUAUAUUUAGAGGUAGAAAAAUGAAUUAGCAGGUCAGGUGUGUUGUAAUGCAUAGAAACUUGCAAAAACAACACAUUUGUACGUUAAUGGAGAGCAGGAUUUAAAAGUCAUAGUUUUGGUCAACUGCUGUAAUAGUAGCCACUUCUUUAACACUAUCUUCAUGCCUCUUGGUUAUUAAACUAACCACACACUGUUAUUCCGAUAGAAAGUUAAAGCGGGGUUAAUGUGGUAACGUCAGCUCCUCUGGGAACAGCCCUGUCUCCAGCAGCAACAACCUCCACCUGACAGCAGCUUUCAGAGGAAACAUGGCGGCCCGAGUCCUUCAAAGUGUGGGCAAAGGCCUUAAACAGACGAAAAACAGGCUUCAGACAAACGGGCAGGUCACGAUUCUCGUAAGGAGCCUCUCAGGUUUCGGUGAGGACAGCUGGUUCAAGUCUCUGUUUGUCAGAAAGGUAGACCCUCGAAAAGAUGCUCACUCACAUCUGCUCGCCAAGAAGGAAGACAACAAUCUGUACAAAAUACAAUUUCACAAUGUCAAGCCUGAGUGCCUUGAUGAUUACAAUGAACUUUGUGCAGACAUCUUGCCUUCCAUUCACGCUGACCCUGAAUACCCUUGUGAGCUGGUGGGCACCUGGAACACGUGGUACGGAGAGCAGGAUCAGGCUGUUCACCUGUGGAGAUAUCGGGGAGGAUACCCGGCUCUCACUGAAGUCAUGAGCAAACUCAGGCAGAAUAAGGAGUUUACGGACUACAGGAAGGAGCGUGGGAAGAUGCUGCUGUCUCGUAGGAACCAGCUGCUGCUGGAGUUCAGUUUCUGGAACGAGCCCGUUCCUCGCCCAGGACCCAACAUCUAUGAGCUCCGAUCGUACCAACUCAGGCCUGGGACGAUGAUCGAGUGGGGAAAUUACUGGGCGCGUGCCAUUGAGUUUCGCCAGCAGAACCAAGAGGCGGUGGGAGGCUUUUUCUCACAGAUUGGAAGUCUUUACACUGUUCACCACUUAUGGGCUUACAAAGACCUUCAGUCCAGAGAAAACACCAGAAACUCGGCCUGGCAGCAUGACGGCUGGGAUGAAGUUGUUUAUUACACAGUCCCUCUUAUUCAACACAUGGAGUCUAGAAUAAUGAUUCCCAUGAAGAAUUCGCCCUUGAAGUGAGCACAAACGCCGGGGGAGCCUCUCUACAGUCACUGAGUCGCACUUUGAAGAGUGUGACCAACCAUCAGAUGUUCACUGCAUAACAUCAACAUGCUGUUUCAGUUUUCUUUUUCUUCUUUGUUUCGUUACUGUACUUUUCUUUGUGGGCCUAGAUGUCUUAAUUCUGAUCCAUUAUAGCGCUUUUUGUAGACCAAAAUUAAUUUACAUGCCCCUCCUCUUUACUGUCUCUCUUUUGUAGUGUCAGGUAGUAAGAGCCUUAUUUUGACAUGAUGUUAUGCAAUCUUCAGUGUCUGUGUGUUACCAGGUAUGAGAUGAAACAUCAAGCAGUUCUAGUGCUGGUCACCAGGGCUGAAAAUAUCGGAAGGUCUUUCAGGAAAAUGACACGCAAGCCUAAUUGCACUAGCAUUAAUAACAACUCAAACAAGACUGCCUCCAGUUUCACAUAACAAAAACAUUGCAUUGACACCUCAAUAUUGGUAUGAAUCGGAAAGCGUCUUAUGUGUUACAGUUGAUGGUCAGUUUUUUAGGAGCAUGAUAUUUAUAAAUCAGUGUUCAAGAAUGUAAGCUGAUGAGAUAGAGGCCUGUGUUGUAGGGCUACAUUCAGACUACCGUUAGUAUUCAGUAAAAGUAAAUUGGUAUACACCUAUUUGGAAAAAUGACUUAAUGUUUACAUGGCUUUGAUGCAGCCAACCAAAUAUGUUGUGUACCAAUUGUUUGAAUCAAAAUAAUUCGGCCCAGUUUGUGUCUCCUCCGUUAAACUGACUACAUCUCCUUCUGUUCUAACUUUAACAUCAUGACACUUCUGCCUCUUCCAGUCGUGAAGAGGGGGACAAUAUGAUUCAAAUGAUUAGAGCAUGUUUUUGAUUUCUGCAUAACUAAUCAUACCUACAAAUUGCUGUCCACUGACGGGUUUAAACCAAUUAAUGCCAACAUUGUGACUGUGUGCUCUAACUGAGAUUAAUGUCGUUUUUUAAAUGGUCAGAUUAUAGAAAUACAUUGUGGGUUUAAGUCUCUGGCUUGGUCAAUACUGUAUUUGUAAAUGAAGUGGGUUUAAUAAACUAUCUGAUGUUGAUGAUCAGUCAGAGAGGUAAGAAGUAAAACUCAACGUGGUGAAUGUGAAUUGCAGUGAUUUCAUGAUAUUAGUUGUACAUAAUGAAUUAAACUUCUGAUGAAAAUGAAAAGAAAAAAG